AUUCAAGUUGCAUUUUAAGGGAAGGAAUGCACGCAGAACACAUCCAACAUGACUAAAUUAAUAUACUUCAUAUGUUUUGUCCUUUACCAUUGUGCAUUUGCUGUGGAUGCUUUAUUGAAUGUCUUACAACCAGAGACAGCAGUAAGAGUUCAGCCUGGAUCCUCCACAACUCUUCAGUGCAACACACCAGACGAUGGGCAUUUUACAGGAUUCUGGUUGAAAUUUCAAAAUAUUUCUGCUCCAGCCGUUGUAGCUAUGGCUCAAUCAAACAAAGCUGAGAUAUUAAUGGGAGAAUUAUUCCAGGAUCCUUCAAAGUAUAGAGUUACAUGGAACCAACCCAGCUUCAAUCUCACAUUUCUAAACGUUGAGCAAACAGACAUCGCUGUGUACUUUUGCGGGACAGUUAUGUACAAGAAGAUGUACUUUGGAAAUGGAACAAAACUGAUGUUUGAAAGUACGCAUUUUAAUGGAACUGAAGCAAUAAAAGAAAAGGAAGACAAUUGGAGGGAACAGUUAUUUGUCUAUGUAGUUCUAAUACUGGUGACAAUUACUGUGGUGUCAAUACUCCUAAACACCAUCCAGUAUCACAUCUUGAAGAAAAUCAGAGCAGGCAUGUCACAAUCCCAAAGAAGUCAAGAACAAGAAACUGAGGACGUGAACUAUGCAGCAUUAACAUUUACUCACAAACAGAGGAAAACUAAACAAAAAUUGAGGAAAGAGUGUGAGCCCCGAGUGAUAUACGGACCUGUGAGACAACAAGAGAGUUAGUGAUUUUAUCUGAAUUCAGAGAUUAUUCAGCUUUUAUUUACUGUUUUUCUAUGUCAUUUUAAAAGAAUAAGACUUUCAUGUUCAUAUUUUAAAAUGUUUCAAGUGGUACAUUGUUUUAACACAGCAAUGUUAGUGUAUAAUAUGUAAUUUAUCAAUAUUCUAUGAACAAUAAGGAUCAGCAUGCAUUCUUUAUUAUUAUUAUUAUUUUGCAUCUAUUGUCUAGGUGAUAUCUUUUAAGGGUGAUCAUAACCAGGGGUGGAAAGAGUACUGAAAAAUAAUACUCAAGUAAAAGUACUGUUAAAUCUUAAAAAAUUUAGUAUAAGUACCUGUCCUAAACAUCUACUCAAGAAAGAGUAAAAGAGUAGCUCAUUUAAAAGUACUCAUGAGUAGUGAGUAUUGAGUACUGAAUUGUGAAAGCUAUGCCCCUUUAUAAUAAAAACUCUAUGCUGCAGUUUAAAAAUGUAGCACACAUACCGUAAUUUACAUUCCCUUUUAUGGCUGUUUGCCAGGAAGAAUAAUAAAAAAUAAAAAAAGGUAUUUUAUAAGUGUUUGUGAUUGAUAACUUUUAAAAUACAUCACUUACCUAUGAUACUGUAAACACUACAUGAAUCUGAUUUAAAAAAAUAAAUAAAAGGGCAACAUGAUUACAGAAAUGAAAAGAUGAAAAAGUUAUUUUCAAUA
Myxocyprinus asiaticus (Chinese sucker) is the source of this 1449-nucleotide messenger RNA. RefSeq lists its product as uncharacterized. The record is from RefSeq and is a predicted model, not a curated record. The transcript is spliced from 6 exons. Bases 49 to 768 code for a protein of 239 amino acids. NCBI's taxonomy places the organism in Eukaryota, Metazoa, Chordata, Actinopteri, Cypriniformes, Catostomidae.